This is a messenger RNA of Lactuca sativa (garden lettuce), 2655 nucleotides long. The record is from RefSeq and is a predicted model, not a curated record. NCBI's taxonomy places the organism in Eukaryota, Viridiplantae, Streptophyta, Magnoliopsida, Asterales, Asteraceae.
AUGUGGUCCGACUCCAUUCAACCAACCCCCAACGCAGCUACGCCUCCCCCAUUGGUUGUCAACAAUGCUCCGGCAACCACCCCAUCACCUCCCCUAAUCACUUAUUCACGCCGUACAAGGCCUACCCUUCAACAACCGCCUUCCACAACAACAACCCCUUCUGGUUCGAACCCCCUACCAAUCACCUCACAAACACCUUCUGUUCCUCCUACUCGUACCAUCCACACCAGAAGUAUGUCUGGCAUUUCGAAACCCAAACAACACUACAACCUCCAUACUUCUACCUCUAUCUCCCCUAUCCCUCGAAACCCAAUAGAAGCACUUAAAAACCCGGAUUGGAAUAAAGCGAUGACAGACGAGUUUCAGGCCCUUAUUGAUAAUAAAACGUGGGAGUUAGUCCCGAAACAUAACAAUAUGAAUAUAGUGCGUAGUAUGUGGAUUUAUCGUCAUAAAACUAAGUCUGAUGGUUCUUUAGAGCGAUACAAAGCUCGUUUGGUUUGUGAUGGCAGGUCUCAAAAAGCAGGUAUCGACUGUGGUGACACUUUCAGCCCCGUGGUAAAGCCGGCGACAAUUCGGACUGUUUUGUCCCUAGCUCUUUCUAAUGAGUGGCAAAUUCACCAACUCGACGUGAAAAACGCGUUUCUACACGGACAUCUACAUGAAACGGUUUACAUGCAUCAACCCCCCGGCUUUCGUAAUCAUUUGUAUCCAAAUCAUGUAUGCAUGCUUAAAAAGUCUCUCUACGGACUUAAACAAGCACCACGAGCUUGGUACCAAAGAUUUGCUGACUACGUAUUCACUAUGGGGUUCAAACAUAGCAAAUGUGACCAUUCACUAUUCGUAUACAAAAAGGGAACCCAUACGGCCUUCCUCCUUCUAUAUGUAGACGACAUCUUACUCAUCACCUCCUCACCCGGAUUACAUCAUAAGUUUAUGGUUUUAUUAGCAAAAGAGUUUGCCAUGAAAGAUCUUGGACCCCUAAGCUACUUUCUUGGAAUUUCGGUGUCUCGUUAUAAAGAUUCAAUUUUUUUGUCACAACAAAAGUACGCCACCGAAAUUUUGGAACGAGCAGGCAUGACCUCAUGUCACCCAACUUCCACACCAGUUGACAGUAAGGCCAAAUUAAGCAGCACCGAUGGAACUCUUUUGCCUGACGGGGGAAUACAAUAUCGCCAGCUGGCAGGGGCUCUCCAAUAUUUGACCUUCACACGGCCAGACAUAAGCUACGCAGUUCAACAAGUACUCUUGCUCACGGGUUGCAUCUUCACUAAUCACCUUCUAGGAAACUUAUUGCCUAUACCGAUGCCGAUUGGGCAGGUUGCCCGGACACGAGACGCUCAACUUCUGAUUACCUCCCUUGUAGACUUACGCCUUGUAAACUGUUUGCUUCGAAAUAACACUGCCAAAUCUUUCUUUCGCUCCAUCACCAACUUAUCCGAUUCUUUUUCAGUUCUUAAUAUCAAUUCUAACGAUCUUCCAAACUCGAUGAUAUAUCCAUGGUUAUUUAACUUUAGUAGCAGCCUUACUUACAUCGAUCUAUCCAACAACAAGCUAGUUGGUAUCAUUCCUGAAGCAUUUGGUACGUUUAAAAACCUCCAAACCCUAGAUUUGACCAACAACGGCCUCGAAGGUGGUAUUUUGAGCUCCUUUGGGGAGUUGAGCAACUUACGGGAGCUUUCCCUAUAUGCGAACAAUCUCAACCAAGAUCUUUCUAGUUUUUUCGACAACCUUUCUGGCUAUGUAGGGCCACAGAGGUCAUUACAAGUUCUUGAUUUAUCACAAAAUCAAUUAAGCGGUUCUUUGCCUGAUUUUACAACAUUCACAGCUUUGAAAGAAUUCUACCUUUUUGGAAAUCAGUUAAAUGGGUCUUUCCCAAGAAGAUUCGAGAAAAUCUCGAAUCUUUCAAUCCUUGAUUUGGCAGAUAACCAAAUCAAUGGAUUGAUCCCUGAUCUUUCUGCUCUCGCUUCAUUGCGGAGAGUGUAUUUCGAGAGAAACCUCUUACAUGGAACUCUAGCCAAAAGGUUAGAGCCUCUCUCCAUGCUUGAGUCUUUGGGUGCAUCUUCGAAUUUCUUUCAAGGAACAAUAUCUGAAACACAUAUAGCUAAUAUUUCUCGUUUGACAUACCUUGAUUUGUCAAAUAACUCGUUGGCUAUAGAAAUUGGUUCCAAUUGGUCUGCAACUUUUCAACUCGAAACCAUCUCGUUGUCAUCCUGCAAACUCGGGAGUUCUUUCCCGGGAUGGCUAAGAACUCAAACAAACUUCUCUGUGCUUAAUAUAUCUAACGCCGGAAUCAACGAUUUCGUCCCCAGUUGGUUCUGGGAGUCGUUACGUCCAGGAAUUCGUUACUUAAAUCCCUCCUCAAAUCAGAUCCAUGGAAUGAUUCCGGAUUUGGAUUUUAUAUCUGGUAACCAACCUAUAAUUGAUUUGAGCUCAAAUAACUUUUCGGGUAACUUACCUUUGUUUCCUCCUAAUAAGGGGUUCAUUGUUGGCAUUGUGGGUGGUUUUGCCUUUGGAUUUUGGGGUUUUUAUGGGACGUUGGUUCUCAAAGACUCAUGGAGACAUGCAUAUUAUGGAUUUUUGAAUGUGGUGAAGGAUUGGGUUCUUCUAAGACUAGAGUUGAGUUUCGUUAGGCUCAGGAGAAAAACUUCACCUUAA